This is a messenger RNA of Malania oleifera, 3898 nucleotides long. RefSeq lists its product as uncharacterized. Lineage: Eukaryota; Viridiplantae; Streptophyta; Magnoliopsida; Santalales; Ximeniaceae. The coding region runs from base 810 to 3692 and encodes 960 amino acids. The transcript is spliced from 9 exons. The record is from RefSeq and is a predicted model, not a curated record.
CAUAAAACCCCCUUCUCUCCUACUCCUACUGUCGACAAAAUCCAGGGAGUUUCCAGAGGGAGAGAGAGGGACUGACGAGGCGAACCUUUUUCUUGCUACGGUGGUGGUCGCUGCGAGGUCGUUCCAUCCUUGUUCUGCUAACGGGUUUGAUUUUUCUCCAUUGCUUCUGUACACCUCUAUUUGACUGCACGAAUGCUGGGUUUCGGACUGAUAUGUUCUUGAAGAUGUUCAAGAAAAAAAAAAAAAGAAAAGCAAAACCUCAGCUUUUUCACUUUAUGUUUUGAAUUUUUUUUUUGUUUGCAUUUGGUUUGUAGUCUUUGAUUGCACCUAAAGAUUUCAUUUUUCAAUCCGGUGUGGCAUUUUUAUCAGUUCAUUUGUGCAUUUGUUCGAGAACUACAUUUAAUCUAAAAUCAUCUAUGGAACUGAGUUUGAUCAUUGUUUCCUUCUGUCUGGUUGCUUAGAAAUUAAGGAAAGAAGAAAAGGAAAUAAAGCAAAAUUUUGAGACUCAUCCUGUCAUUUGUUUUCCCCAGCUUUUUCCUGGUAUGGAACUAUGAAUUUGAUGUUUUAUGGUGGGAUAUGAAUGUGUUUUGGUGGUUGAGAUUUAAAGCUGAGUAGCAAGGGCCGGGGAGAGUGUAUUUUGACUGUAUUGUUUGAUUGGCGCUUUGGAAGUACUUUUCUGAAAUUACAAUAUUUGAUCGCAGUCUCUAGAUUUGUACCUAUCAAUGUCAAAGAAGAAGAUACUUCAUUCUUAGACCACCUGAAUGAUAUAGAUUUCAGCAUUGCUAGAGGAAUUCUGGGUGAAAGGUUAAAUGGUUGACGGUAAAGUUGUUAUAACGUACAAGCGGAAGCGACAAAUAUCAAAUUCUGGUUUAAACCACGAAAAUGGUUGCACUAGUUCUUUUGAACACCCAGCUGAUAAUUCUUUAAUCAAACCAGACAAACAUGGAGAAAAAGGUAAAGAGCACGUAUCCGAAAAUCAGCGGACAGUUUCAGAGGUAUGUCCCAUGUGUGUUGUUUGUGGUGUUGGGGGCAAGUUGUUGCACUGUAAUAGCUGCCUUCAACCAUAUCAUCUUCGAUGCCUUAAUCAUUGCCCUAGAGUAUCUCAAUUUUUACCAGAGGCAAGAAUUCGUCGGGGUAAAUGGCUAUGCAGUGAUUGUAACAAACAGCAAGAUUAUUCAUGCUCUCAGAAAGUUCGAGAAUCAAGCAGACUGAGGGCAAAGAAACAAGUUGAAGAAUUUGAUAAAAAGCAGCUGGCUGUGAGCUCUCCUGACUUACUUCUGAUGAAAAAUACUGGAAAUGAUUUGGAAGAUAAGUGCAAAUCUGAAUGUACAGGGGCAUCUGUCAUGAAAACAUUAAAUUUGGUUGGCGAUUCAGUUUCUAAAGAGAUGGGCAUUAACUUACAGUGUGAAGCACCUACAGAAAGGAAGUUGAUCGCCCCAUUGAUUACUUUCAGUCGAAGGUCCAAGAGAAAAAAGGAUUUGCGUGGGACAGAUAUACAAAGCAAGUUACCACCUGCUGAGAAAAUGUGUCCAUUAGUCAGCAAAGGGAGUGAUCUCUCCCUUCUUACCUUUUCAUGUGAAGCAACAUCUCGUAAAGGCUGCUUAGGAGCCCAUUCAACAGCUUUGAAGCCAUCAGGAGAGGAUGCUGAUAUGGAGCAUUUGCUUUGUCUGAAUCAGGAGAAUAUGAAAACAGAUGUUGGUUCUACAUGCAUUCAGACAGGAAAUGCUCCCGAAAACAAGAUUGUGAAUGAGGAAGAACAACCAACUAAUGGGCAAAACAUGUCCAAGAAUGCCUCACCUGUUGCUGAACAAGAUCUCGGCGGGAGUACUAAUAUUCUUGUGGACAUCCAACAAGAUUUACCUAUUAAUUGUUCCGGAAUCUCUUCAAAUGGUGCAGUGAAAGACUCUUAUUCUGAUGCUGUAAUUAGAAAUGCGUUCAGAGUGGUGCCUAAACCUCAUACGUCCUCUGGAGAGGAAUCUCAAAUUCUGCCUGCUAGUAGUGUGAAAACAAUAAUUACGCCCUGCAAUACCACAGCAGUCUCUAUGGCAUCGUCGGACUUACUUGUUCCUCCCUAUGUGGACUGUAAUAACACUCCAGAUUCAUGUGAGAAAGGACCCAAUCAAGCUGCAUCAAUGACACCUAUGGAUUCCUUUGACUCUGGAAGCAGAAAUCAUACCAAUUUUUUACAGUGUGCGACUCGUAAAGUCAAUGCUCUGGAAUUGUUGGAAACCACAAACGGUACAGUGGGGGAAACUCUGUCCGUUCAUGAUGAACAAGUUUCUAAAAAUACACAUGCCCUUGUGGAGGAAGGAAGCUCCAACUGCAAAGAUAGUGGAAGGGCAUGUCCUUCAGUGUACCAUACAGGUGUUACGUCAAAUAACAAAUGUUUGCAGCUAUUUUUGGAGGACAAAACAAAUGACAUGUUGCACUUGAUUGCACAACCGGAGGGGACUGCAUAUUGGGGUUCUGAAGAAAGAAAAAACCUUCAUCUGGAAAGUGAAAAGUAUGGACCACAACAGGCUUCUGCAAAUUCACUUUUUCUAGGUUUAGCCCUACCAGCAGAACCUAAAGUGGAACAACGGAUCUUUAGGAAGAGCAUGGCUACAUUGCCAUUGACAGCCUCUGGCAUCAAAAGUAGAGAAUUUGUUCCAGAUGUGCUGCCCCGUUCUUUGUCAAGUGAUGCAUCAUCAUUUCUGAGGCACAAGGUGAUGCUUGACAGCAUUAUAACUCGGGCUAGAGCAUUGAGGGGAAAUAGAAGCAGUUUUUUGGAUAAGUUUGAGCUGUGCAAUUCAAUGUGGUCCGAAGAGGAAUUAGAUUUUCUGUGGAUAGGUGUGAGGAGAUAUGGAAGGGACAACUGGGAUGCAAUGCUAAGGGACCCAAAGUUGCGUUUUUCUUCAUGGAGGGUUGCAAGGGACCUGGCUGAGCGGUGGGAGGAGGAACAAUUUAAACUUAUGAAUGGCUCACUUGUUUCACAAAUAAAUUGUUCAAAGAUAACUGACCUUUCUUUGGACCAUGACAAAGACUUUCUGCAUCCCAGCAUAGGAAUCGAUACGGAAAACACAACAGAUGAAACCCAACUUUCACUUGGAGAUGUAUAUGCCCAAAAAGAUUGUAGUUUAUCGAAGAGGCCACUAUUCAACUUCACCAAUAAUCAAAGAAAUGGCUCUAAACAGCCCCAGAAAUCAGUUAGAACCACAAGGGCUCUUCAUUCAGAUUGCAGAAGGGGGAAUUUCAACCGAGGGUUCAACCGUUUCGAUGGCAAAGCCGCACCAAGAGUUGAUUUUUCGUCAACCAGUGGCUCUUCUAUUAAUUUGACAGCGAAGGGAGAUUUGCCCCACUGGCUUAGGGAAGCUGUAAGUUCAUCUCAUCCAAUGCUAGAGGAUUCUACUACAUCUCUUGUUCCAUCUAUUGCUCAUCCAGGUACUUCACGGCUUCCUCAACCAUAUUUAUUGCCUUGUGAGCCACAUUGUGGACUGAGCAAAAUUAAUGGUAGGUUGGCUGGCUUAAGAGCUAGUGAUAUGCAGUCAACUUGCAGUGCUCAUUGUGCAGAGUUUUCCCUAGGAAUGAAAUUUGGGACACCAGAACCCAUUGGAGCUUCUUCUUAUCAUGUUAAUAAACGCGAUGAUUUGAUCAUUAUCGGCAGUGAUGCAUCGUCUGAGGAGACCAUAUCUGAUGAUCAUAGCUGUAGGUGAGCUUUUGUUUUCAGGUUGUGACAAAGUUUUAAAAAGCUUAGUUAUGUCUAUCUGCUGUAAAGUCUCUUGUAGAUGUACGCAUGGGAGGAACCAUACUUUUGUAAUAGGUAGUAUUUGACUUAUGAUCAUAUCAAGAGUUCAAAUUGGGCCAUUUGAUGAUGUAAAUGAUAGAUGGAGCUAAAUUGCGCAGUCAACUUUGGUGUUUC